CUUCUGGCGACAGGUGAGGCGAACCGGCCCGGACCCCCCGCGGCCGAUUCGGGGCGCGGCGGCGACGGUCCGGCGCGGGAUUUCGGCGCUCAAGGCAUCCACCUGCUCCUCCGACCGCCGGCCCUCCUUUCCCCCAGCCUGACCCCGCCGCUCCCGGCCCCCCUGUCGCCGUGGGAGCAGAGCGAGUCCCCGGAGGAGGCCUGGGCUUCGGGAGAUUACCUGGAGACGCUGUCCUUCGUGCUGCCCGACGGCGAGGACCUGGCCACGCCUCUUCCCAGCCACGCCUACGACGGCGGCGGCCGCUGGGCGCUUUCGUACGACGGCGCCUUAGAUGGGCGCCCCACCCCGCCGCUCCACUCGCGCGUCCCCUUUUCGCCCUCGUCAACCGCCGGCGGCGGGGGCCCGGACGUCUUCCCCGCCUGGGACGACGACUACGACCCCGAGGACUUGACGCCGCUGCGGCCGACGGAGCUUCUGCUGCCUGACAUGAACAGUUUGGAAUACUACACCAACCUCCUGGCGAAGGAGCGGGAGGCCGGCGUCCCCCGACCGGUCGUCCCCCCCGCGUCGCCGAGCCCCGCCGGCGCGUCGGAGGCGCCGACUGCCGGGGAAGCGAAAGAGGCGCCGGCGAGUCCGGGCCUUCCGCCGCCGAGACCCCCCCCCACCCGUCCGGCAAGACCGGCGGACGCCGCCCCGAGGACGGCCGUCGGCCUCACCCGAGCGCCUCCGGCGCCCACCCCCGGGGCGGGCCGGCCCCCCGCCGGCAGACACUACGCGUGCAACCUCACCAAGCCCGAGCUGUACCUGGUCCGAGUAGGUGCGGAUCGGGCCGCUCGUGGCGCCGGAGGCCAGGCGGCCGGAGGCUCGGCGGCCGGCUUGGGUCGGCUCCGGGAGCUUUUGAGGAGAGAGUUCAACCGCUCCGUGGAGCUUCAGUUGACGAGGACGGCGUCCGGGUUGGCCUUCCGCGCCGUCUCGGGCCCGUCCGUCUACACGGCCAUCUCCGUCCUCAACGCCCUCCGCCGAGCGCGGGGGCCGCUCCCCGCCGUGUCCGCCCUCCACGCCGCUCCGGACGUCAGGUACCGGGUGCACACGGUGCUGCUGUUCGUUCCCGCCCACGUGGACGUCCGAGUCUGCGACUUCAGCGAGCGCGUGGAGAGCGGCCUGCUCGCGGCGUACGGCCAAAGCCGCCGCCGCUCUUCGGAGGCGGGCGCCGUCGGCGUGCAGCUGCUGAACGUGACGCUGGGCGGGGCCAGGCCGGCGGCGGCGCAGAAGCUCCCCGUCGACAUCGUGUUUGCGGUGCGCGACGGGCGAGGAGGCUACCUGCCGGGAUUCGAGGUCAGCCGGCACCUGAGGAAGCUCAGCCUGGUGGAGUUCAGCUUCUACGUGGGCUUUCCCGCCCUGCAGAUCGCCGAACCGUUUCAUUACCCCGAGCUCAACACCUCCCAUCACCUGAGGUUCACUUGGGUCCGCACGGUCUUGCUGGGUGUUCCGAGUCAGAUGUUCUCGGAGCGAAGUCUGAAAGCGCGUCUGGAGCGCCGCCUGGCCUCGCUGCUGGAGGAAGGACUGGCGGCGUCCGGCGGCGGGCGCCGCAGGAGGGCCACCGCCGCCGCCGACGGCAGUCUGCAGGUGGUGCGGGUGGCCCGCUUGGCCGGGCCGGAGCGCCCCCUGGAGGUUUUAUAUUUUGCGGAGGGCCCGGGAGGCAAGCGGCUGCCGGCCGAGGUGACGGCGCAAACCCUGAACAGCCUGGACCUGCAGAGAGCCGCCAUCGUCCUGGGACAUCAAGUCCGCCGGCCGCUGGCCCAACCGGUGGAGGCGGCGUCGGUGCCGCCGGCCGAGACCCAAGGCGGCAGCGUUUGGCUCAUCGUGGGCGUGAUCGUGCCCGUCUUCCUGGCCCUCUUCAUCGUCGUCCUGCUCUACUGGAAGCUGUGCGGCUCGGAGAAGUUGGAGUUUCAGCCCGAUGCCGUCAACGCCGUCCAGCAGAGGCAGAAGGUACCAAAUCCACCCGGGCCGACCCCCCCGCCCCCGCCGACGCGCCUCCUCGUCUCUCAGCUUCAGGCUUCCAGCGUGAAAGGCUUCGACUUUGCCAAGCUUCACCUGGGCCAGCGCGGCAAAGACCACGUGGAGGUGAUCCAGGAAGCGGGGCCGGCGCCCGCUAAAGAAGCCCCGCCCUCUGACGGCGGGGACCUCAACACCCCCAAAUCCAAAGGCUCGUCCACCGGAGCCGCGCGGCGCCACGGCAGGCCCAGCCGAUCGGAGGCCGACUCGUUGGGCAGCGACCGAUCGAGCGGCAGAGAGUCGGCGGAGGAGAGCGCUCCACCUGCGGCCGCCCCCGUGGAGGCCAAGCGGCAAAGGAAGCUGCCCAAAAAUGCUCCGUCGGGCGCAGAUGAGCUCAUGACACCGUCUUCCAUCUUUGACCACGUCGACCGUCUGUCCCGCGGCUCGUCGGACGGCGCGCGGCGGCCGGCCGGCAAAGUUCAGCUCGUCGCCAUGCAGCCGCGGCCCGGCCCGUCCCUCUCGCGGGAAGUCGGCGCCGAGGUGGAGCUGCGCCACAAGUCGGAGAUGGAACUGCGUGGGAAUAAAGUGCGGCAGCGCGCCAAGAGGCGGGGCCAGUGCGAGUUCCCAUCCAUGGACGAUAUCAUGGACGCCUUCGGCGACGGGCCGGUCCAGACCGAAGCGGCUCGCCGUCUCUACGGCUCGGGCCGCGACCGCCGCGCCCACUACGUCCCGCCGGCCGACGCCUCGUCCCCGCCGACGCCCGCCGACCAGCGGCGCAGAGGGAGGAGCUCCCCCGGGGGGCGAGGGACCGCGGCCGGACCCGGAAGUCUUCCCGACACGGACCAGGACCGCCUGCUGGUGGACCACGGCGCCACCUACAGGAAGUACCCGGGACUCCAAAACGUGGCCUACACGUCGGACCCGGACCUGGCGGCGGAGCCCCGCAGCCCGUCCCCCGCCGACGAGGUGUUUGACGGCGAGGCGGCCGCGGCCCCGCCCCCGUACGUGCCGCCGCAGCCCUCCAUCGAGGAGGCCCGGCGGCAGAUGCGCUGCCUCCUGGACGACGCCUUCGCUCUGGUGUCCCCGUCCUCGCGAGGCCUGAGCCCGGCUCUCCCGGGGAGGCGGUGGGGGUCCUACCCGGCGGGGCCCUUCUCGGCCGUGAGCCCGCCGCCCCGCCGCUCGCCCUCUCCACCCUGCGCCUCUCUCGCGUUCCUCUUGUCGCCGCAGAGAUACGCCGAGCUGGCGCUUGCUCCGGGCCAUGCGCAGAGACAGAGCUCGGGAGGCGGCGUUUCCAGCGGCAAGGAGCUGCAGGAUCCUUUGUACUCCAGCGGGGGGCAGUAUAAACACUUGCCUUCCUCCUCCAGGCCCAGACCUGUCGGGGGCAGCACAGCGGGCGUGCAGCUCCAGCACCUGACCCAGGUGGGCCUGUCCAGCCACAUGGGGGCCUUCCCCGGCGUGGGGCGCAGCGCCUCGGGACCCGGCGGCUCCUCCUGGAGCGAGCGACGUUCGGAUCAGGACGCGUCCUCGCCCGCGGCCGGCGGGGAGAGCGCGCCGUCCUUCCCCGAGUUCUCGUCCUCGCCGCUCUUCCAAUUGCCCAGCUCUUUGCCGCGGGACCCGUCGGCGCCGCCUCUCCUCCUGGCCUCCCCGACUCCCGACUACCCGCCGGCGGACGCCUCGCCCUCCGCCCGCAGCUCGGCCUCGCUGAUCAAGGCCAUCCGAGAGGAACUUUGCCUGCUGGCCCAGAAACAGGCGCUGAGCGGCUACCCCUAGCGCGCUUCGCUUCCCCGCUCGACCGGCCCGUCGAUCGGGACUCGGCGUGGUCCGCGGCCGCUAGGACCGCCCCCGCAAACGGUUCCCCGAGUCAAUCGCUCAUCUUUUCAAAGGAGGACAAAAAGUCGGACGUGGAUUUCGUCAUCCCGUAGAUCUUGAGAGUCUUCCUGCAAAUUGGUCCCCCCCCCCCCGGUCCCCCCCUUCCGGCUGGCGGCGCUCAAAGUGUCAAUCUGUCAUCGCAGCUGAGCCUUCCGCGCUCCCGUCGGCCGGGGUAGAUGGACUUGUCUGUGUGAAAAGCGUCAGCGAGGCCUUGGGACUGGAGGUGCCUUCCAGUCCGCAACACUCUUCAAAUCAUCCCAUGAGCACAAUGUUCAAGGAGGGCUUGCUGCUGAUGAGCAGAGCUCGGAACUCCAGAUGACACGUGUGUGUGUGUGUGUGUGUGUAGGUAGGUAGGUAGACAUUUUUUUUCUUCUGUAUAUCAGAGAUGGGAUCAAGUCUCGCUUGACUCGAGGAGCGGACACGGUGCUGAAGAAACUCGUCCGCUCUUUGAACAUCUUUGUGUAUGUAGAGGUCGGUGCUAAUCGCUGCCUUCAUCUCAUGGCAGCUUGGGUCAGUGGAGGAAAGCGCUCCGGAUCCCAAACCGCCCCCGUCCCCAAAGGUACAACAACAGCCGAAAUGUCGAGUCGGGCGGAUAUGAAGCGGCGGGAAUCGCGACGGGUUCCCCUCCGCCGAUUGGCCGCCGCUCGCUUUGAUGUCGUGAUGGCUCCGCUCGCUACUAGAUGUCCGUCCGUCUCCUCGAUGUUUCUUGUUAGGAGGCUUUCGCUCCGUUCGCAUGCCGCUAAUUUAUUUCCGAUAGAGCGCCGCAGAAAGUAAUGUCAAGCGUUGAUUUGCUUGCGGGGUGUACUUUUCACCGGCAAAGACCAAAAACUUUGCAUCCAUUUGAUGUGGGAGGAAACAAAGAUGGAUCUAUUGUCUGUCUGUCUGUCUGUAUCCAGUCUAUCCAUCGGAAGCAUUUGCGUCCCGCCCGCCCGCGAGACCCUCCGAUUGGGCCGCUCAGCUUUCGGUCAAGCUGUCACAUGGUGCUACUAUCGAUUAAAGUUGUUGAAUGAGCAAAA
Molecule: messenger RNA, 4880 nt
Organism: Hippocampus zosterae (dwarf seahorse)
Lineage: Eukaryota; Metazoa; Chordata; Actinopteri; Syngnathiformes; Syngnathidae
Product: UPF0606 protein KIAA1549-like
Exons: 15
Source: RefSeq, a predicted model, not a curated record